Messenger RNA from Malania oleifera, 2240 nucleotides. Its product is annotated as two-component response regulator ARR11. The record is from RefSeq and is a predicted model, not a curated record. Gene Ontology annotation, molecular function: DNA binding; DNA-binding transcription factor activity. The transcript is spliced from 5 exons. Bases 120 to 1940 code for a protein of 606 amino acids. Gene Ontology annotation, biological process: cytokinin-activated signaling pathway; phosphorelay signal transduction system. Lineage: Eukaryota; Viridiplantae; Streptophyta; Magnoliopsida; Santalales; Ximeniaceae.
GUGCCCCUCUCCCUCCCUCCCUUAAAACCCACAGCCGAUUCAUUUUUUCAAAUCUCUCUCUCACCCUCUCUCUCUCUCUCUCUCUCUCUCUCUCUCUCUCUCUCUCUGGUUGAUUCGGAAUGGAGAAUGGUUUCUCUUCUCCUCGAAGCGAUGCGUUCCCGGCGGGUCUCCGAGUUCUCGUCGUCGAUGACGACCCUACCUGGUUGAAAAUCCUCGAAAAGAUGCUCAAGAAGUGUUCCUACGAAGUGACUACAUGUUCUUUGGCAAGAGAUGCUUUGAGCUUGCUUCGUGAAAGAAAAGAUGGAUAUGACAUUGUAAUCAGCGAUGUCAACAUGCCUGACAUGGAUGGUUUCAAGCUUCUUGAGCAUGUUGGACUUGAGAUGGAUCUUCCUGUCAUUAUGAUGUCUGUCGAUGGAGAAACGAGCAGGGUGAUGAAAGGCGUUCAACAUGGUGCAUGUGAUUAUCUUCUUAAGCCCAUUAGAAUGAAGGAACUUCGCAAUAUCUGGCAACAUGUCUUCAGAAAGAAGAUACAUGAGGUGAGAGACAUUGAAGGUCAUGAAAACAUCGAAGAUAUACAGAUAAUGAGAAAUGGAUUAGACCAAUCUGAUGACGUUUACUUUCCAAGUGGAGGUGAUCUGACUUCCGCAAGGAAACGAAAAGAUGCUGAAAACAAGCUUGAUGACAAAGAUUUUGGUGAUCCUGGUUCUGUAAAGAAAGCUAGAGUAGUUUGGUCUGUAGAUCUUCAUCAGAAGUUUGUCAGAGCAGUAAAUCAGAUUGGAUUUGAUAAAGUUGGCCCUAAGAAAAUACUCGACCUGAUGAAUGUGCCAUGGUUGACGAGGGAAAAUGUUGCUAGCCACUUGCAGAAGUAUCGCCUCUACCUGACCAGGUUGCAGAAAGAAAAUGAUCUAAAAACUUCUUUUAGUGGAUUGAUGCAUUCAGACUCAUCUCCAAAUGAUCCUUCAAGCGGGUUGAAGCAUUCAGAUUCAUCUUCAAAUGAUGCUGCUCACAGUUUUGGCAUUCAAAACUCAACUAGUAUGCUCCAGAAUGACACUGUCAAUGGCAACUAUGGAUUUUCUAGCAACAAAAUGAAUGUCCAGAAUCUAGAGUCCAAAAUUCAUGAAAGUGAUAUAAAUGGUAACAUUUUGCAUCCGAUUACAGAGCCCAAGAAAGCAAUUGGCAGUGAUGUUCUUCAUCCUCAGAAGGCGAGCAGCAAUUCAGAGAUGGGCCUCAAUCAUUCUUUUGGAUUACAGGAACCGGAUUUAAGUUAUUUAGCAUUUGAUACUACCACCUCAACACAGUAUUCCUGGAAUGGAGAAGUUCCAGAAAUUCCGUUCAAACAAGAACAACCACAUCUUCAAGUAGACGAUGGCUUCAGCCGUGUAGCAUUGCCUUGUCCACAGCAUCAUGUCCAGGUUAAUCACCUGAAGCCUACUCCAUCCAUUAGUCAUGAACCUUAUUUGACAGAAAAAGGUGAAGCAGGGGCCCCUGCAGUCAAGCCUGUGUGCGCUAGCUACAGUAGCAAUCGUACAGUCCAGGUAACUCCAACAGGAGGUGCAACAGACUUGUUCUCUGUUCAGCCAAAGAGCCCUACGGUAAACCCUCAAGCUUUUGAACCUAUUUCAACAGCUACAUUGAGCCCAAGAAACCAAGGUUUCAAUCAGACUGGCACAACUGACUUGGAAUCAGCCCAAAGAAACCUAAUAUUAGGAAGUGGUUCAAGUUCUGCAUCUUUAGAUGAAAACUUGCAAAUUUGUUGGCUUCAAGGAGAUUGCAGUACAAUGAAUCUUGGUUUCCAAGGCCUAGAAUUUUUGGACUACUAUGAUCCAGGAUUCCUUGCUGAAGUUCCAUUCCAGUUGUAUGAUGGACCGAGGUUAGAUUUUGAGUAUCUUCACGACACAACAGAUUGUCCACUCAUUGAUCAAGGUCUAUUCAUAGCAUGAACCGCUCCAAUGGAGGCUUUCCCAGUUAAGGCAUCUUCAAUGAAGAAACAAACCUUAUUUAUAUUCUUCCAGGUAACUGAUAUUUACAUGGGGUAUUCAUCUUCCCAAUCGUUCGGGAAAUGGAAGCUGAAACAUGUACAAUAGGAGUGAUGACAAACAUUCACCUAAUAAGCUUGCUUCUUCAUGCAUAAUGUGUGUUGUGUAAGUACAUGCAGAAACAAGCACGGACAUUGAUGCAUCCACGAGGGUGUAUUCGCAGGCCAUCAUUAAUCUGAGCAAAUUUUGUGCAAGAGCCAGGCG